This is a messenger RNA of Drosophila yakuba, 7457 nucleotides long. RefSeq names its product A disintegrin and metalloproteinase with thrombospondin motifs 9 (gene AdamTS-A). Gene Ontology annotation, biological process: extracellular matrix organization; proteolysis. NCBI's taxonomy places the organism in Eukaryota, Metazoa, Arthropoda, Insecta, Diptera, Drosophilidae. The transcript has 17 exons. Gene Ontology annotation, molecular function: metalloendopeptidase activity; zinc ion binding. The record is from RefSeq and is a predicted model, not a curated record. The coding region runs from base 1796 to 6418 and encodes 1540 amino acids. Gene Ontology annotation, cellular component: extracellular matrix.
AUUAAUGUCACCGAUUCAGGGACAAUACCAUAAAUUAGAGUUAAUUUGAGUGCGAAUAACCCAGUGGAAGCUAGCGAAACCGCUUGCAUAAUAAAUUGCAUACUUCCUGGAAGACCAGUGGUCCGUCCACAGCCCUCGAGAGCAACGCACCCACAUGUCGGAUGGAUCUGAGAAUUAUGGCCUCAUGUCACAGAUCGCGGGCGAGGCACGAGCGUACAUGCUCGUAUCUCGGAGGCAUGUGGCAAUUAGAGCCAAAAAGCGGAACAACAUCCACGAUGGCAAUUUUGCGAGAAAAGUCCCCGAAAUUUGUCAGGGGCGUACCGAUUUCAUUUGGUCAUAAAUUCACACGAAUAGGGCAGGGCUGCGGUGCGAACUUAACGAGCCAAGACGAGAUGGUCUCUGAGAUAGACACUCCCCAAGAUCCCAGUCCAGAUCCAUGCCGCACUUAAGGAUCCCAGACGUGAAAUUAGUUUGCCGGCCACCAAUUGAAACUACAAACUUUUCCACUUUUCCGCUUUUCCGCGUUUUCACAGAGGGUCAAGUGCAGUGCGAUGGCCAGUGGGCGCCAGAAUUGCUGAGAUUCUUCCUCUUGAAAGUGAGAUAUUUUCGUAAUUGGCAUCGCAUUUAUCAGAUUGUCAAAAUCCGUUGCAGAUGGUUGCAAUCGAGCACUGCGAUAUUAUUAGUAGUUGGCCCAGUGCAACCUGCCAAGAAAAAGGGAAGUGAGCUAACUUUGCAUAGCCGAAUUUUAUAUAUCCUAGCAUUUCGAACAACAUCGAGGAUUUAUGCAUAUUUGGCAGCAGUAUUCAAUAGUCUUGUAAUUAUUAUACAAUUUAAAAUUGUGUUGGUAAACUUAUAAUCAAAGUUAAAGUGCAUAUGAAUGAAGCUGAAAUUCCCAUUGAAUGUAUUCGGUUUUUUUUUUGCAUUCUUUGAGAGUUCUUGGUAACAAGCCAAGGCAACAAAAAUUCUACCUAUAAAUUUUCAAUUAUUCCUGCAUCUGUACGACCCACUACGUUUAUAAUACCCCCUGCAAGGGUAUGCAAAUAAGUCAAAUAGAAAAUAGAAAGCAUAUUAGAGAACUUAUGUGCGUCUUGCGAACACGUAUAAAAUGCUAUUCUAAAAUUAUUUGCGAGAGAAAGAACUUUCGGCUAGAGGUGGGUGCGUGAAUCUCUGGAUUCCUUGGCGAGGAAAAGCGAAUGCAGAGCUUUUCCACCCAAAAGAGCUCGGCCAUCCCAUCGAAGAUCCUACACAUGCACCCACACACCAACACACCCACAAGCAGCCAAGUUACCUGCUCUCUUAACCUUGUCGAUACGCAAUCUUUAUGGUUGGAUCGUUUGUUUGGGCCAAACGCUUGCGCAAAACUAACGCAGAGCAGGAAAAUGCGAACAGAACAGAACACACUUUUCAGAUUUCGUGAAAACGUAUUCUCAGUCUUGUCUCGAACUUCGCGCCAAUAUCUGCACAACUGCUGAACACGAUCGCGGAAAUUCACAAAUGCCGAGAACUUUGCGAAAUAUACAACACAUAUCAUAAUUCGAGUGGGUUAAAUAAAAUUGAAAUAAAUAGAUUUCAUGCAGUUGUGCAGCGGAAGUGCAAAAAUAGAAAUAUAAAAUUGCAUAAGAUUAAUGUGGAAUAUGUCAAUUAUUACUGUACGAAAAGCGACGAAUUUUUAAAGAUUUCUCAUUUCGAGUGUACGGAAACAUCAAAGUGAAUAGAACUAUAAUUUCGAGCUAGCGAAUUAAAGCUCGAGGUGAAGAAGAGGUGUGAAUGGUGGUUCCACAAGUACCUACAAAAGAUGUCCACCCACUGGCGGCAGAAUGCCUGCCUGUAUGCCUGCUGCAUCGCCUUUCUGCUGGGCAUGUUCAUCAUGUUCCACCUCGGUGUGCGAAGUGCCCAUAAGGGCAAGGAGGAGUUGCCAUCCAUCAGACCUGCACCUGCACCUCAACCAGCACCACCAGUCACGCUCCAUCCCAGAAGGUUGGACAACGACACCGCAACGGACCACGAACCACCCGAUGGCCUGGAGGAUCUGGAUCUGGACGAGGAGGAGCACAGCGCCUUCGUGACGCCCACCAAGGUGUACAACUACAGUCUCAGCGAAGCUGAUCUGAUCUACGAGUCGAAGCGAAACAGCGACAUUAGUUUUCUGAAAGAGUCCUCAUCGGCCUUCAGCAUGACGGGAACGUAUCGCAACAUGUCCAACGAGAUCUGGGACCCACAUCCGCAGUAUAACCUCAAUGUGUUCGGUCGCCAGUUGCAUUUGGUACUGCGGCAGGACGCCUCGUUCGUGCACAACCACUCGAUGCCCCACAUCCGGAUACUGAAGGAGGGGGAGGAGCAUCCGGGACCGGAGACGGAGGCGGAGCAGCGCCACCUGGGCUGCUUCUACUCCGGCUACGUCGAGGACGAUCCGCACUCGAUGGUCUCCGUCUCACUGUGCGGCGGCAUGACUGGUUAUAUCAAAACGAGUUUCGGCGCGCUGCUCAUUGAGCCGGUGAACCGGACCAGCAGCGAUGAGGUUCUCCACCGGGUCUUUCGCAAAUCGCAGCGCAAUGCCAGACACGCUGUCUCCAAGCUCGAGCUGGGCCUGGACGCCUUCAUGAGCAAGCUGGAGCAGGAGCAGCAGCACCAGGAGCAGGAGGAGGAGCAGACAUCCAGGAACCGCAAACUGAACCGAAAGAAGCGACACUACGCGGAUGUGGACAACCAGGUGUACACCUUGGAGGUGCUCAUUGCCGUGGACAACAGCAUGAAGCAGUUCCACGGCGAGGACCUGCAGCCCUACAUCCUCAUCCUCAUGUCGAUCGUGUCCAGCAUCUUUGCGGACGCCAGCAUCGGUAACUCCAUUCGCAUUUUGCUCGUGCGACUCAUCAGCCUGCCGAAUAUCAACGACCAGACGCAUUCCAGCAACGAAAUGCUGAAGCACUUCUGCCAGUUCAUCAACCAAUCCGGAUACGAAAGGGACACGGCCAUGUUGAUCACCCGCGAACCCAUCUGUGGCAGCGUGCCGGGCAAGAUUUGCCACAUGCUGGGCUUGGCCGAACUGGGCACCGUUUGCAGCUCCAGUUCCUGCUCCAUUGUCCAGGACACCGGACUGCCCACCGCCUUCACCAUGGCCCACGAGCUGGGACACAUCUUGAACAUGAACCACGACGACGACGACAAGUGCAUGCCCUAUGUGACCAGGCAGAACAACAACAAGGUGCUCCACAUCAUGUCCAGCGUGAUGGGCAUCCACAUGCAUCCGUGGUCGUGGUCCAAGUGCUCCCGCCACUUUGUCUCCGAGUUUCUCGAGAAAACCGACAAGUCCUGCCUGGAGACGUCCGUGGGUGGACACAUUCCGUACGGCACCGAGCGUCUGCCCGGAGAGAUCUACUCCCUGGACGCCCAGUGCCAGCUGAGUUUCGGCAACGACUUCGGCUACUGUCCCACGGACGAGGAGUGCAAGCGAUUGUGGUGCAACCGCACUUCCGGCAACUCCAACGAGCAGUGCGCCUCCAGCAAUCUGCCAUGGGCCGAUGGAACGCCCUGCGGCUCCAGUGGCCACUGGUGUCAGAGGGGCAGGUGUGUGUCGAACAAGCACGGCUACGGACGCCAGGUGAACGGCGGAUGGGGACCCUGGACGCCGUUCACGCCCUGCAGCCUCACGUGUGGUGGCGGAGUGCAGGAGUCGCGGCGGGAGUGCAACCAACCGGUGCCGGAGAACGGUGGCAAGUACUGCACGGGUAGCCGCAAGAAGUACCGUUCGUGCAACACGCACCAGUGUCCACUGGGCAGCAUGGAUCCGCGCGAGCAGCAGUGCUAUGCGAUGAACGGACGGAACAUGAACAUUCCGGGCGUGAACCCAGACACCAAGUGGGUGCCCAAAUACGAAAAGGAUGCGUGCAAGCUCUUCUGCCGCAUGGACAUGAAGGUCACCUACUUCAUGCUCAAGAGCAUGGUCACCGACGGCACCUCCUGUGCGGUGGACAGCUUCGACAAGUGCGUCAACGGCAUCUGCCGGCCGGCGGGAUGCGACAACGAGCUCAACUCGAUUGCCAAGCUGGACAAGUGCGGCGUGUGCGAGGGUCGCAAUGACACAUGCCACGAGGUAACCGGAAACCUGCUCGUCUCCAAUCUCCGGGGGCUGAACGAUGGCAAUGAGCCGAACAAGACCCUCUACUAUGUGACGCGAAUACCAAAAGGUGCCUCCAACAUUAUCAUCACCCAGCGUGGCUAUCCCGACCAGAACUUCAUAGUACUGACCGAUGACCGGGACAACGAACUGCUCAAUGGUAAAUUCCUGAAGACCUAUCCAUUGAAGUUUGUUUAUGCCGGAGUCACGAUGCAGUACACCGGAUCCAGUAGUGUGGUGGAGCAGGUGAACACGACCUACUCAUGGAAACUGUCCCGUGAUCUCAUAGUACAGAUCAUCUCACUGGACGUGAGUCCGUCGAAGCGCCAGGACACGGUCCUGAUGUCCUACUCCUACACCAUCGACAAGCCACAGGAUUACGAGGCGGAGGUGGAGAUCUAUCGCUGGGAGAUGCAGGCCCCCAGCAACUGCGACUCCCUCUGCGAGGGCAGGAGUCAUCGCCAGCCGGCCUGCAUUAGCACCACCCAGGGAGUGAAGGUUGCCCCACAGUUCUGUGACAAGUCCGCCAUGCCGAAGGUCGAGGAUCGUGCUUGCAACACCGACUGCCGCCUAAAUCUCACUGUGACGAGCAUCUCGGAGUGCUCGGCCGCGUGUGGAGAACUGGGCACCCGGGAGAAGACCUACGCCUGCGUCCAGACAUUCACGAAUAUGCAGCGAUCCAACAUCGUGGACAUGUCCUAUUGCAAGCUCAAGUUCGAUGUGGCUUACCACGAGGAGUGUCGCGAGGGAUGCUGGCGCCUCACAGAGUGGUCCACUUGCUCCAAGUCGUGUGGCACUGGAUCGCAGCAACGUGAGGCUCACUGCUACCUGCACAACUCCCGUGUCAGCGAUGACCUGUGCAAUCCCCGGACCAAGCCCCAUUUGAGCACCCUCAUCAGGAUAUGCAACACCGAGUCCUGUCCCACAUACAAAAUAUUUGAGAGUUCCCUGGCAGUUAGUAACUGGGUGAUUGGAGAAUGGGGCGAAUGCAAUGAGUGGUGUGAGAAGACUCGAUCCGUGAGCUGUUCACAUCCCUACGGCAUUGGCUGCGGAAGCAGAAAGCCCAAGGACGUCCGCAAAUGCUGCCACAUCAAGUACACCAGCGAUUGGACAGACUGCUCGGUGCAAUGUGGCGAGGGCGUCAAGAGGAAGAAGCAAAGCUGCACGCGGGUCUACAAGCCGGAUGUUCCGGGCACCCGGAAGCGGCGGGUGUACGUGGACGAAUCCUACUGCAUUAGCCGAAAGGUGCAUCGCCCCAAGCUGCGCACCACCACCAAGACCUGCAAGAUCAACUGCAAGUGGAACGCCUCGGACUGGAGGCGUUGUCCUGCCGACUGCUCGGAGGAGUACCAAACGCGGGAAGUGCGCUGCGAGACCUUCCAAGGGAAUGGAGUGGAGGACAAGCACUGCGAUGCCAAGAAGCGUCCUUCCAAGCGACGCAUCUGCAACAACUGCGUGCGCCGCCAGUCGAGAGUCAUCUCGCCGUGCAACUGCGAGGGCGUGGAGAAGAGGCGGGACUUCUGCUUCAACUCGCACAAGGGUCGCAUCGCCUGUCCCACCCGCGCCAGGGUGGAGCGGCACAGCUGCAAUCCGCCGGCACAUUGCCGGAGGAGAAGUGCCAUCGGGAGCAGCAUCAGCAGCAGACCGCGUGGCACGGGAUUGAGUAGCAGCCGGAGUUUGAAUUCAAUUGGUGGCUUACGGAAUCGGGGAAGACCGAGGAGCUGUGCGGACCUGAAGGAGAUGCACGGCUACAACGAGGAUGGCAACUAUCAGGUGGAGGUGAGGUCGCGGAUGGUGCACAUCUACUGCCACCAGAUGAACAGCAGGACGCCGCGGGAGUACGUGAACGUGGAUCCGCAGGAGAACUACUCCAUCUACUACGAGUACCGGACGAAGCAGACCAACAGCUGUCCGCCGGAGUCGCGAGCCCACGAGUACUACAACGACCAGAACUCCGGCCGGACGCACUUUAGAAAGCUGCGGCUGAACAUCACCGAUCUGCGCAUCCUGGACAACGACUUCCAGUUCGCCGACACGCGCGGCUUGCCCCAGAAGCUGGGCUCAGCAGGCGAUUGCUACAAUCGCAUUGGUCAGUGUCCGCAGGGCGACUUCUCCAUCAACAUGAAGGACACGGACUUCACCAUACGGCCGGGAACCGUGUGGCGGAUGCAUGGGCAGAACUCGGUCAUGAAGCGCAUCAGUGAGUUUGAUACCACGGCGCAGAUGCGAAGGGGAUUCUGCGGAGGAUACUGCGGCGGUUGCUAUGUCGCGCCCGAUUCUGGACUUUACCUGGACGUGUUAUGACUGAAACCACUGAGUAGUCAGCGGGAAACUUUGUUUGACCUUCCCACGGUAAUCGGGUCUACGUCCCGGGAAGGACCAAGGGUAAAGUUAAUCCGAGCAUCCCAGCAUUUCAGGGUUACCCCAGCCAAGAAUUACCACUACGGAGAGUCGUCGCUCUAACCAACGAUGGUUAAAAGUAUUCUCGAAUAUUAAUUAGUAUAUGUAAGCCUUAGCCUUAUCGUGUCGAAGCAAAGUAGCCCGAACAAAACAAAACAACCAUAUACCAUAUACCAUAUACCAUAUCGUCUGUAUAUAUAAUUAUAUUUCACUCGAAAUUAGUAACUAGAUAUUAUUGCCAUGUAAUGUAUUAAGUAUUGUAAAUACUAGAGGAUGUGAGCCUUUAACUUUUAGCAAACUAGGGGUUAUCCAUAUUGUACACCACCAUCAAAGGUCGCCGCUCAGAUUAGAACAUGUGCCAAGUAUGCAGUGAUGGAAGGAUUCUUUGCCUAGGUAACUUUUACCUUACCAAGAAAUGCAUUUCAAACGAUAAAUAAGUUAACAUAUACUUACACUUACACUUUCCCCCACACCCACCCAUCCAUCAUUAUAUUCCCCGAAAGAAGUCUAGGCUAUAAGAAAUGGCACCUCUUCUUCCAUCACUCACCAAGCGAAAAAACGAAGAGCUCGACUAAACUAGUGCAAUGCCGGUCUGUACAAUAGUUGUAUUAACUAAGCUCCGCGAUUAGUUAGUUAAGAGAGAGAGAAGUUCGGAGCAAAUGUAUGUGUAACUAAAACGAAUACUCAUAUUAUUUAGGAUACCCCGAUCGCACAAGCCAAACCAAACUAUUCAUCGAAUCGAAUUAACACAUUGCUGCUGAUUGAAUGUUAUCACUGCCAGAUUUUCAACGUUCAAUCGAUUGUAUCCCCAAUCGCCUAAGUCCCGGUACCAAGUAUCCUCGCUGUAUUUUCAUUUACGAGUAACUAGCUAGGCUAAUGCAACACCAAUGUUAACAAUUAAUUUAAUUUAAUGUCAAUUAAAGGAAUUUAAAGCUGUUACCAA